Messenger RNA from Salvia miltiorrhiza (redroot sage), 1776 nucleotides. Its product is annotated as ferruginol synthase-like. Gene Ontology annotation, molecular function: oxidoreductase activity, acting on paired donors, with incorporation or reduction of molecular oxygen; iron ion binding; monooxygenase activity. NCBI's taxonomy places the organism in Eukaryota, Viridiplantae, Streptophyta, Magnoliopsida, Lamiales, Lamiaceae. The record is from RefSeq and is a predicted model, not a curated record.
AGUCAAUAUGCAUUCAUUUAUUAUUAUUAUCAGCUGCCAGUGUUGAAUAUCAGCAAACUCACUCAUAUUUUACUCACACAAUUCUAACUAGUUUAUUUACGCAUAUAUAUAAAAAGGCCAACUCCCACUAAGAGUGUAGAGACAGCCACCAAACUUGAAGAAGAGAUAAAAAAUGGAGUCCUCUCCUCUCCUCGCCGCGCUCUUCUUCAUCGCCGCGACGAUAACAUUCCUCUCCUUCCGGCGCCGGAGGAACCUCCCUCCGGGGCCGUUCCCCUACCCGAUCGUCGGAAACAUGCUGCAACUCGGCGCCAACCCUCACCAGGUGUUCGCGAAGCUCUCAAAGAGAUACGGCCCGCUGAUGUCGAUCCAUCUCGGCAGCCUCUACACCGUGAUCGUCUCCUCCCCGGAGAUGGCGAAGGAGAUCCUCCACAGGCACGGGCAGGUCUUCUCCGGCCGCACCAUCGCGCAGGCGGUGCACGCGUGCGACCACGACAAGAUCUCCAUGGGGUUCCUCCCCGUGGCCAGCGAGUGGCGCGACAUGCGCAAGAUAUGCAAGGAGCAGAUGUUCUCCAACCAGAGCAUGGAGGCCAGCCAGGGCCUCCGCCGCCAGAAGCUGCAGCAGCUGCUCGACCACGUCCAGAAAUGCUCCGACAGCGGCCGCGCGGUCGACAUCCGCGAGGCCGCCUUCAUCACCACGCUCAACCUCAUGUCGGCCACGCUCUUCUCCUCGCAGGCCACCGAGUUCGACUCCAAGGCCACCAUGGAGUUCAAGGAGAUCAUCGAGGGCGUCGCCACCAUCGUCGGCGUGCCCAACUUCGCCGACUACUUCCCCAUCCUCCGCCCCUUCGACCCGCAGGGGGUCAAGCGCAGGGCGGAUGUUUUCUUCGGCAAAUUGCUCGCCAAAAUCGAAGGGUAUCUCACUGAGAGGCUCGAAUCGAAGAGGGCCAAUCCCAAUGCGCCAAAGAAGGAUGACUUUUUGGAGAUAGUGGUUGAUAUUAUUCAGGCCAACGAGUUCAAGUUGAAGACGCAUCACUUCACCCAUCUCAUGCUGGACUUGUUCGUGGGAGGAUCAGACACGAACACGACCUCGAUCGAGUGGGCCAUGUCGGAGCUAGUGAUGAACCCGGACAAGAUGGCUCGACUGAAGGCGGAGCUGAAGAGCGUGGCCGGAGACGAGAAGAUCGUGGAUGAGUCGGCGAUGCCGAAGCUGCCGUACCUGCAAGCGGUGAUAAAGGAGGUGAUGCGGAUCCACCCGCCGGGCCCACUGCUCCUCCCUCGCAAAGCGGAGAGCGAUCAGGAGGUGAACGGCUAUCUCAUCCCCAAGGGAACUCAGAUACUCAUCAACGCGUAUGCGAUAGGGAGGGAUCCGAGUAUCUGGACCGACCCGGAGACGUUCGACCCGGAACGCUUCCUCGAUAACAAGAUAGACUUCAAGGGCCAGGAUUACGAGCUCCUUCCGUUCGGGUCGGGUAGACGGGUCUGCCCCGGCAUGCCGCUCGCGACCCGGAUCCUGCACAUGGCUACGGCGACUCUGGUUCAUAACUUCGACUGGAAACUGGAAGAUGACUCCACGGCGGCCGCCGAUCACGCCGGCGAGUUGUUUGGGGUGGCCGUGCGCAGGGCAGUUCCGCUUAGGAUUAUGCCAAUAGUUAAAUCUUAGAUUUUCCGAUUUCUCUUGCAAUCGGCUGAAUAAAAUUUCCAUAAAUUGUAGUAUAUAUAACGUUUCAUGUUUUGUACUUUUAUUUUGUGAUGAAUAUAUAAGAAUAAUUUGAUAAA